This is a messenger RNA of Anthonomus grandis grandis, 1339 nucleotides long. It is a transcript of the gene Mettl14, whose product is annotated as N6-adenosine-methyltransferase non-catalytic subunit. The coding region runs from base 102 to 1289 and encodes 395 amino acids. Gene Ontology annotation, molecular function: mRNA binding. The record is from RefSeq and is a predicted model, not a curated record. Lineage: Eukaryota; Metazoa; Arthropoda; Insecta; Coleoptera; Curculionidae. Gene Ontology annotation, cellular component: RNA N6-methyladenosine methyltransferase complex; nucleus. The transcript has 7 exons.
CUGUGUUAACCUAACCUCACUUUAAUUUACGUCAAUUUUCGUAAACAUUUAGGCUGUUUACAUUUUUAGCUUUUUUUCUUAAUUAAAACUUAAGCGGCAUUAUGGGAGACAUGUUAAAAGAACGUAGGGAAAAGUCACGCAAAAGAAAACUUUUACUGGCCCAAACUUUAGGGGUCUCCGGUGCAGAAGAACUGAGACAGAUCUUGGGCACGGGCGAAGCCUCGUCAAAAAAACCUGUCGAUAAGCCGAGCACUAGCAGCCACAACUUGGAAUAUGAGCAGUACGAUUACAAUAAAGAUGCCUUGGACGAGAUGGUUUAUAGGGACUCCUCGACAUUUCUAAAGGGGACUCAGUCUUCAAAUCCACACAACGACUAUUGUCAGCACUUUGUGGAUACAGGACAGAGACCACAAAAUUUCAUUAGGGAUGUCGGACUAGCAGAUAGAUUCGAAGAAUACCCCAAACUGCGUGAACUGAUUAGAUUAAAAGAUGACUUGAUAGCCACCACCGCCACCCCACCGAUGUACCUUAAAUGUGACCUCACUAAUUACGACCUGAAGAACUUAAACUCAAAAUUCGAUGUGAUACUUAUCGAGCCUCCCUUGGAGGAGUAUCAGAAGACCCUGGGCGCCACCAAUAUGGAGUUUUGGUCCUGGGACCGAAUAAUGAACUUGGACGUUGGGGAAAUUGCUGCCCAGAGGAGUUUUGUGUUUUUGUGGUGCGGAAGUUCCGACGGGCUGGACAUGGGACGAGUGUGCCUAAGGAAAUGGGGGUUCAGGAGGUGCGAAGAUAUUUGCUGGAUAAAGACGAACAUUAAGAAUCCUGGACAUUCGAAGAAUUUGGAUCCUAGGGCAGUGUUUCAGAGGACCAAGGAACAUUGUCUGAUGGGCAUUAAAGGUACCGUGAGGAGGUCAACCGAUGGGGAUUUCAUUCAUGCCAAUGUGGACAUCGACCUGAUUAUAUCCGAAGAACCCGAGUACGGCAGCUUAGACAAACCGGUGGAGAUUUUCCAUAUAAGUGAACACUUUUGUCUCGGUCGAAGACGUCUUCAUAUAUUCGGCAAAGAUUCGACCAUUCGCCCCGGCUGGUUAACGAUCGGACCCGAACUGACGAAUUCCAACUUCGUGGCCGACAUUUACGCGAAUUAUUUCGCAAACGAGCAAAUCACCACCGGGUGCACCGAGAGAAUCGAGGCCUUGAGACCGAAAAGUCCCCCGCCCAAGGGAAAGGGCAACGCGGGCGGCAGGGGGCGCGGCAGCUUCCAAAGGGGACGCGGACGCGGUAGAUAAGCGUUCUUUUUUUUGUUUUAACUAAGAAAUAAAGCCUUUUUGUAUGAAAA